Messenger RNA from Rubroshorea leprosula, 1133 nucleotides. The record is from the annotation of a GenBank genome assembly. NCBI's taxonomy places the organism in Eukaryota, Viridiplantae, Streptophyta, Magnoliopsida, Malvales, Dipterocarpaceae.
GCUCUUCUUUUUCUCCCCUGCACCGAACAAAGCCCCCAAAGCUGCCAACAGCCCUCCCUUGAAGAAAGAUCGAUAAGACUUGGUGAUUUCUCCUUUCUUUUCUUGCUCAAUAACAAGUUUUAGGACUUAGAACUCUCUCUCUCAACCCAGAAAUUCCAGAUCUGCUCGGUUUCUCCCCUCCCUUGUCUGCGAGCUGCAGCUUGUGGGUGCGAAAUUCUGGGCUUUUUCGAAUUUUUCCUUCCAUGCCGCCGGCCUUCCCCCAAAUUGCAGCUCCAACCUUGCUUGCUGGAUUCUGUGGGAGGUUUAUAACACUGGCCAUGACCUAUAGAGGAGACGUCUAUUCCUUUUCCGUACUCGUACCUGUUUUUCGUGAUUAGACUUGUUGGCGUGCUAUAAGCUUAAUUAAGGGCUAUCCAUAUUUACUUACUGAGUUAUCUCAUAGUUUUUCCUUGUCCACCAUUUCAGGAAGCGAAGUCAAGGACGGGGAAAAACAAGGGGAGUGACGAGUUAAGAGGCUAGCCAUCUUGUAAAUUUGACAUAGAUUUUAGAUGUAGUCCAUGCUCUUGUAAGCUAGACUUUAUUUGGAGAUUUUAUGAUAUUAGAGCAAUUUUAAGAUUUUUAUGUUCAGAUUUUGUGGUAUCAGAUAUUAGUAUGAUAAGUUCCGAGCCUUGUGCAUUUGUGGGACCCUCUCACAAGUGUACGGCGUCUGCCACGUUCUUGGAUUUGGGUUCUGUUAAUUUGUUGACAUAUAAAACAAAAAAAGCUGAAUCUCUUUUCAUCUAUAUAUAGUUUACCAUUUCCACAUAAACCUUGUCACACAAUUGUCACACCUCAGAACCCAAAUUCGGAGACAUGGCAGACGCCUUGCACUCGUGAGAGAGUCCCACAAAUGCACAAAGCUCGGAACUUAUCAUACCACAAUCUGAUACCACCAGAAUCUAAAGAUAAAGUUAUAAAAUUUGCUCUGAUAUCAUAAAAUCUCCGAAUAACGUCUAGCUUGCAAGAUCAUGAUUUAUAUCUAAAAUUUCAUAUCCAAUUACAAUAGCUAGCCUUUUAACUCGUCACUCCCUUUGUUUUUCCCCGUCCUUGACUUUGCUUCCUAAAAUGGUGGACAAGAAAAAACUAUGAGAUAA